Molecule: messenger RNA, 7236 nt
Organism: Anisakis simplex (herring worm)
Lineage: Eukaryota; Metazoa; Nematoda; Chromadorea; Rhabditida; Anisakidae
Source: the annotation of a GenBank genome assembly
AUGGAAGCAGAGCGGCCUCGUAGGCCUAAGACAAAACCUAAAUCAAAAUCACGGAACGAUGUUGCGUCGGUUGAUACAUCAACAGUACUGACGAUGACGGAGCUGGAGAGGAGAUUGGAAGAAUUACCUACAGAUUUCGAUGAGAUACCAACAACGUCCUCUGAUGUACCCGAUGCUGAUCAUAUGGUCAUCGAAGAAAAAGAACCAAAGUCAGAAAAUACUGAAUGUAAUGAUACUGCUGAAUGCACAUCAACAGCCACUCAACGAGACGUCAAUGAACCACAAGCAAGAGAAGGAGAUAACAAUGAACAACGUGAUGCUUCAAAUGGCAAAAAUAUUGCAAAGGCGAAUCAAACCGAAACUAUCACGAAGCCAUUACCGGCUGAACGAUCUGCGAUUGCCACAAACGAGCACUCAUCGGAACUCGAUGAGUCAUCGUCCAGUAAAUGCGGUCAUCGAACGGCUGUUGUACCCGAACUGUCCAUAUCGGAUGUUUAUCCAUCUCUUAGAAAUGAUAAAGUUGGAGAAGUUUCAUCAGAAUUCAGUUCACCAAAUGUUGAGAUCUAUCCAGAGUUAUACGAUGAAAUGGCGCAGUCUGCAUCUUCAGUUGCUGAUCUUCAAGCACCACCCCUACCCACUGAAACCAAGUUUGUUGCUCGAUGUAUUCUUCCAUUGACUAGGUCAGCUAAUUGCCCUCUUAAAGUGUUUUCCAAAGAAAUUCUAUCCUCAUUUGGACCUGGUUUUGGAAAUGUUGAUUAUUUUGAUGGGAUUGCAACGUUUUUUACAUUCAAGAGUUUACAGCAAGAAGAGAGUCCAAGAAAUAACCUCUUCGAAUAUUUGGAAAACUAUAAGAAAGUAUGUGAAAAAAUAGCGCUAAAUGAUGUGAACGUGGCUGAAUGUGAGGAACUUAUCAAAGCGUGCGCAUUGCACACAUGGAUUGCCGAAAAUCGGGUCAUCAAUCAGGAGGGCAAAUGUGGUGAUGAUAAAUAUGCAACUGGUAGUGCCACGUAUUUGGUGGCAACGCUUGAUAAAACGAAACUCAGUGAACUGUCGCAAUUGCUGAAACGUGAUGUUAAUGCAAGACUUGAUUCGUCGUUGAGUUUAGAGAUUGAGGCACGAGCGCUUGCUUUGCAGAUUCAGUGGAUGAUUGUCGACUUGAAUAACGCUUUCAUGCGAGAGCACUGCCUAACGGCAAACAGUCCGCCAUGCUUUAUUAUCGAAAGCAAUGCAACUGUUAGUCGAACGCAGCUGCGAGGUGCACUUUCGGAUGCGUUUCAUUUUUUACGAUAUCCAGGGUUGUCAUCUCGAUUCAUCGAUAGUGUCACUGCAUGGAUCACUGAACUGAGCGCGGUAUUAUUGAAAGCGUGUACGAGUGAAGACCAGCAAUAUUUAUUAUGUCAGUUAUUGCGAUUAGCAUCACCAGUCGCAAAUUGGGCAGCACCUUUAUUGCAAACGUAUGUAAAUAUGAAUCCACUGAACGAUCGUUUCGUCAUCGAUCAUGUCGUUACGAUGCUUGCUAUUCUGUUAUCACCGAUCAGGGCACGAGAGAGUUUUCUUCAACGAAUUGUGAAUUACGAAAAUGACGAUAAUUCAUGGGCUAUUCUCAGUGAAGACGUUGAUGAAGGUGAAGUAUCAUUGGCAGCUGUGAAUGAGACGGAUUUAAUUGCUUUCUUGGAUCAGUUCAGCACUGAGGCGUUAUUCGCAAAAGCCAUACAACAUUUCACCGCUGUGAAUCGGUCUAAUGCAGUCGCACAGGUGUUAAUGUCAAUCGCAUUUGAGUUGGUUUUAUUGAAAAUAUUUGAUGAAGGUCUAACGACGUACAGUCAUCCACAGUUCCGUCAGUUUUGCAAACAAAUUGGCCUUGCAAUGCGUCAAAGUGUUAGAUAUUUGGCAGAUUUCGUCGGAAUAGCGAAGCGCUUGUUGUCGGCUGAUGAAAUUGCAAUGGUAGAAAAAGAGUUUGAUCGUAUUUUGUUACACGCUGUUCACUACAUUGUCAGUAAACAAAGCCUUGGUCUAUGGCAGUUUUUGGUUGAUUUACCGUAUAGCGUAAUAAGUGGGUCGUGUCGAUUGCGAUGUCAAAUAUUGUUGAGAUCAAGCGAGCCGUUAUCCAUUAGCCAGUUGUAUGAAAUUCCAGAAAAAGACCUAAACGCUCGUCUGAAAGCAGCUGGUUUAUUCGUCGAUCGUCUACUGCAGUUACCGAAUAACGAUAGCAAUUAUAUGGUCAGUGCAUUGGCAGCACUAAUGUCAUAUUCAGAAACACAUUCUGAUGAUUUUCUGAUGGAAUUAUUAAACGCUUGUUUUUUGGAUGAGUCAACUCGUGACAAUUAUUACAAGGUUGGGUCGGAAGCUAUCGGAGUGUUGGUUGAUAAACAACCACAGCUACUAUCGAAAGUUUUGUUGAUCAUCGACAGAAAUAUCGACAGUUUAGAUCAAUAUGCAGUGGAAAUUCUGUCGAAUGCACCGCUUGCUAAAUGUCGCCUAUCUGAAUCAGAUGUUGGCAGCAUCUGUGGUAAAUGGCUUAUUAAUAGAAGCCCAGAUCAUCCAGGUUCGAGAAUCGCCAGGCGCGUUCUCGGCUCGAUGAAUUGGGGCCGUGACUCAAAUGGUGAAUUGUGGUUGCAUAGGCGUGUUCAUCAGGUUUGCGCUGAAACGAUCGUUAAGGGUCAUAUGGCACAGUGUAAAGGUACGAAUGGAUUAAUCGCGAAAUCAUUCAACAAAGUUGCGAAAUUAGCCUCGAAAGUACCCGAUUAUGAACAACAAUUUGACACAUUUUGUUGGGAUAUUUUACUCAGAUUGAAGUUACCAAUUUUGAACGAUCCCGCAUCACCGUUCACAGAUCUCGCAUCGUUUUAUGUACAUAUUGUUCAGAAGUGUCUUUCGAGUUUCGUACAAACAUUCGAUCGUUUACUGCAUUCUGAUCAGUCCUCAUAUGCAGCUCAAUUAAUCGCCGGCUCCGACCAAUUCCCGGGUCCCACGCUGAAGCUGCUCAGUUCAGCAAUAACUGUAUAUCAUUUGUUGUACUCAUAUCACAUUACUGAGCAGUACACCCAAAGUUCGAUAGACUCGUGGAUUAGGUUGCUUUGUUGCGAGAGGGCCACCGAAUGGAAUACGGAUAAAUAUACAUUGUAUUUAUUGGAUGUGAUCACGCGUCUAGUUUUUGAGAAGAACGUUGAUGAUUUACUGUCAAUGGUGGAUUUGAUAAAGUGUAUUUAUAUGGCUAUGAUACAGAAAUGGAAAGAAAAUUCAAGAGGAAUGCUGUCGUGGUUUACGGCAGAGCAAAGUGCACCACCGUUGAUAGCCUCAGCGAAUUUACCUGAUGCACCAUGGGCUUCGUUCUUGCUGCUGUUAGCUGAACAAAGAAGUUUUGAUGAGUUUUACGAAGCACUCUAUUCAUCGAUGGGAAAACAUCCAAAAUAUACGCUUGAACAAGCCGUUGGGAAAGCAGCGAACAAGUCGCAUUUUUCUUUGGAUGUCACUCGACUACAUUAUUAUCGUUGGUUGGAGUUUUGCUGUGCGGAUAAAAUCGAAGAAAGCAUUGUUUUUCCGUUAGCUCUUCAGCAACUUGUUAUACGGCUGUUCACGAGGACCAGUUAUCUUGCUGCAAAGAUUUGUUACGGAGGGCGUUAUUGGUCAUGUAGUGUGAGUCAAGCGAUGUUCGAAACUUUACGGAAAAAGAUUCUCGUUCGCUGUGAGCAGAGCGCUAAAGUCAAAGAAACUGCCGUUUAUUAUAAGGCUGUUGGGCAGUGGUUAUCGAAUACUGCCAUUUAUGAGCCUAAUUUUCGUGCAUUUGACGAUCUCCUUCUUGAUCACCUUGUACAGUUGAUCAUUGCGGGCGAUUUGAUGUUAUGGACUCAGUUCGUUGAUAUGAACUGUCUGCACGAGCAACGAAACGAAAGUUGUAAAGUGGGUCGUCGUUGUUUAUCUCAAAUUAUCUCUGUUCUUUCAUCGGAAUUUCUGUACUGUCUAUUCAUCAAAGAUAAAUUUCAGUUGUAUGCAUUCACAUGUCACUUAGGAACGAUUUCAAAUCAGUUCCCGUCAGAAACUGAUGUUGCAACAAUUGCCGAAAUCGUGGCCAAAUUGAAUGCUCGCAAUCGUGCGUUACCAUUUCCACAACUACCGAUGCAUCCAUCGUUACCGAACAUGAUUAAGUUGGAUAUCAGUGAUGCAUGUAAUAGUCAAGUUGUGUUACCGUUAUUCUCCCAACAACUUAAUUCUGUCAAUAAUGCUGCCAGAGCAUUCAUAACUGCCAAAGAGGGUAUUGAGUCGUUGGAUGAGUCAUAUUUGAAGGAAUACCCACGACUCUAUACAAAUUCCACCACUCAGUUGUCGAUCGUUUUGCAAUGUGGUUAUGUUUUUGGAAUCAACAAAUGUGCACAUCCGAUAACCGUUACUGCGACUGUAAAUCAAAGUCAAUAUCAGUCAACAGUUGAAGCAGCAAUGAACGAUAAUCGUCAAAAACGAUCCAAUGAAGUUGCUGCUGUUUUCGCGCAACUUCUCAACCCAUCGGCUGUAAAUUGUGCUCACUUACAAUAUGUUACUGCGUAUGUUCCUAUUUUGAAUAUUUACAAUUCAAGACAGUCGUAUUUCGUAAGUAGGCAACAUUACAGAAAGAUGCAUGAGAUGAACUCGGUGUUGAGUGGUUUUCGUGCACAGCAAUUGCAAAUUUCUGGGCGAACAUUAUUCUAUCAUGCAGCCACAUCGAUAUCAUCGCUAGAAUUGAUCUCACCAGCAUCUGCAACCACAUAUGCGUUUGUUCUCACAAAACUUGGUCAGGCUUUCAUUGCGAAUCAUUCUAACGAACAAACACAUCUGAUGUCAAUCGUGCUGGGCGGUUCUCAUUUAGCGCAUUUACUCACCGAACACUUUACACCGCACUGUGUGCCUUCAUCUCAACUCCUCUCAUUAUAUUCUGCAUUGAGUCAAGCCGUUCGUAAUCCAUCGACUUCAUCUGCAGCCCUUUCACUUCUUUCACAACUUGAUAUCAAGAAGACUGGUGAAAAAUUACCUCCACAUCAAUUCUCACAGUUGAUGCCAAUUGCAUUCGAGAAUAUUAUCUCAAUAACCGACUCUAGUUCACCGUUAUACGAUAUUUGCACUAAGCAUUUCAUUCAUUCACUCUUUCAUCGGUUUCCUGAGAAUUUCAUCUCUGGUCUUAAGUUGGCUCUUGCAGCAUGUGAUACCAGUGCUACACCAGUGGACGUAUUCGAUCUUAUAAUUGAUCCGUUGAACGCUAAACACAUCGAUUCCCUCGACUCGAAACCGGAGUUCGUGAUCGAUGCUAUCACGGCAGCAGAGGCCACUAAAGCACUUGAAGAAAAGUUCAUAAAAUCAAGACGUGAGCUGUCAACACGAUUGUAUUCUGUGUGGUCGAAAUACCUGAGCAGAGUAAUGGUUUUAGUCGAAUUUUUCGCGUACAAAAUGAUUGCUUUACCAUUCGAUUCUGAACAAUCAAUUUCAAAGCUAGAAGCAGAGCUUCGGCAACAAUUCACAAAAUGUACACAGUUGUUUGCACCUCUUAUUGAGCCGUUUGGUGCUGGUUUUGCUGCAUGGAAUCCGAAUGAUGUGGAUGGUGCGAUUUGUGUAAUGGAUUGUUUCGUGUCGUUAAUGAUUCGAAUACAUUCUCUCUACGAUACUUACUUACCACCUGGUUCAGAGAACCUUGAAACGUUGCUGUUCGACUACUAUGCUAGCACUAUCGGUGAACUGAGUCGUGGAGGAACGCACAAUAUAGGAAAUUUGAAUAGAUGGAUGCUGUUUAUUAUUUUAUUGCCACAAUUUAAGGAAACACGUUUGACUCGACUUCCAUGGAAUAUUUUUUGGCCGAAUCUGGUGAGUUUAGCGUUGAUGAAAAAGGUGCUCAGUGAAGGUGCUGCAGAAAGUGCACCGCUCAUUACUCAAAUUGUCGUUCGAAUUCCGUGGAUAACGAUUAUACAGCAUCAGUCAGUUCAACCUUUGGAUGGAAUGCGAGCGUUUUACGGUCUUCUUUUGGAGGUGCUUACUAGAUGCAUAAGUCGUCCGAUCAAUUACGUCGCAUGUCGUGCAUCAAUGCCAAAACUGCUAGAUUCGUUGAGCGUGUGCCAAUGGAGACUGAUGUCAGUUGAUCAGCUGUCUGAUAUUUCCUCAUUUAUUGUCUCAUCAUUCCCCACCAAUGCGCUCACUGAUUCCAGUGAUGUGAUGGUUUCUUUUCUUACAACUUAUCGACGUGUGUGUUGCUUCUCUACUGUACCAAGUAACAAUUUUUCGUUUGCUGAAGAAUAUCAACGGCAAGCGAUUUAUGUUAGGACUCAGGUGGCAAUGAUGCGAAAGAAUUCACGUGAUAAAGCAUGGGCGGUUGAUUUUUAUGCGGAAUUAAUCAAAUCUGUGAAUGCCAUCAUUGUCACUAGAGGUGACACAACUGACCAACCGGCAUGUUUAUCUCAUGAACUAACCGCAUUUUGGGCGCAUGUGACAGAUGCAAAAUUCGCAGGACCGGGCUCGUGUGAUUGGACGGUGCCAACCAAUUGGAUCAUAUUACCCGAUUCUUGUCGCCAGUAUCUGUAUACAUUGCCGAGUUCGGAGAACGGUGUGACUCCGCAGUUUCUUACAAUGCACGUUUAUGUAAACAAAUCACUGCAGAAAUGUUCAUCUGCUGAACAAGAAACAACCAUUCUAAAGAAUCUUUUUGAAUAUCUAUCUGGCUUGAAACCAAACACUCAGUUUUGCAGGUAUGUGACAAACGAAGCUGCGUUCGUGUUAAUUAUUGACAAAAUUUUGAAAUUAACACUGCGGCAGUUUGGAUUCGGUUUGCAACAAGGUAACGAAUCAUUAAUGGCCUUUAUUGACUGGCUUGUGCGUGUGCACAGCGAAGAAAAAUCGAGUUCAUUUUUUUCAAUGAUUGGUCUUUCCAAGAAGCAAUCUUUUUCAAUCAGGUUAUUCACCGGACAUACUUUAUCGCAACGUUUCUUUUUACUGCGGUACUUAUCGAAUGUAAUCGAACUGUUUCUAACGCAGCAAACGACUGCAUCUGAUCGAGCACCUCGGAAUGCACCAAACACACCUGUUCUCAACACUCGCAUACAAGCGUUCAAAGAUAUGAGCUCAUCAAAGCUUUAUGCUCAAUUUCAAGCGACUUCACAUCUCGCCUUACCAUUUUUCACUAAAGUUCGAUUCUAUCACAUCGCACAUGCAGUUGAACUGUUCGCAUUACUUGUCAAUUCAUUAUUCACUGAAAAAUUCUUAAAAUCAAUUCAGUAUUUGUGA